Rasamsonia emersonii CBS 393.64 is the source of this 2298-nucleotide messenger RNA. Its product is annotated as alpha-1 protein. Gene Ontology annotation, biological process: glycoprotein catabolic process; carbohydrate metabolic process; protein quality control for misfolded or incompletely synthesized proteins. Lineage: Eukaryota; Fungi; Ascomycota; Eurotiomycetes; Eurotiales; Trichocomaceae. Bases 1 to 2298 code for a protein of 765 amino acids. The record is from RefSeq and is a predicted model, not a curated record. Gene Ontology annotation, molecular function: carbohydrate binding; peptide-N4-(N-acetyl-beta-glucosaminyl)asparagine amidase activity. The transcript is spliced from 4 exons. Gene Ontology annotation, cellular component: nucleus; cytosol.
AUGCUGCUGCUCUUCUCGCUUCUCCUGCCUGCAGUGGCACGUGCCGCUGCCAGCGAUCCAGCAGACUACACUCCGUUCGUGAGCGUCUUUACCGGCACCGAAGAUGGAGGCAACAACUUCCCUGGCGUCGCGCGGCCCUUUGGCAUGGUCAAGCUGGGCCCCGAUCUUUAUGUAGACGGCACCGACUCGUACUCUGGCUACCUGCCGACGGGGCAGUUCUCUGGAUUCUCCAUGAUGCACGAGCAGGGCACUGGAGGUGCGCCCAAAUACGGCACCGUCUCCCAGCUCCCUCUCGUGGGCAACAUCUCGCAGCCACUGUCCAACCUGACCGUUGGUCGAGCGGUACCCGAUCAGGGAUCGGUGGGCUACUACAAAGCCCAGACAAGCGACAAUGUCGUUGUAGAGCUGGCUGCCGCCAAUCGAGCGGGCAUGUACCGCUACACCUUCCCCAGGAAUGCAACGAGAAAGAACGUCCUGGUGGAUGUGUCCCAUGUGCUGCCGUCAUAUAGAGGCAUGGGUCUCUCCCAGGGUUACGCUGGGGGGAACUUCACCAUCUUCGCAGACGGUCACUACGAGGGUCAUGGCGUGUACAAUAACGGUUGGAACAGGUCGCCCAACUGGCCGAUCUACUUCUGUGGCUAUUUCGAUACUCCCCCCAUCAGCAACAAGACCUAUGUCGGUACAGACGCCGCUGGCAGCAUCGUCCAGCGCAGUGGAUCGGCCUCGUCAACAUCGCCAGACGUCAGAAUCGGCGGUCUCUUCACCUUCGCGACGACGGAGGUGACCUCGCGGGUGGGCAUCUCGUGGAUAUCGACCGCCCAAGCCUGCAGCAAUCUCAAAAACGAGAUUCCUGCUGGCACGCCCUUCUCCCAGGUGGUCAACGACACCAAGGCGGCAUGGAAUGAACAGGUCCUUUCGAAAAUCACGACCACGACCACCAACACGACCAACCUUGAGCUGCUGUACACGUCGCUGUACUUUAUGCACCUGAUUCCCACGAACCAGACGGGCGAGAAUCCGUCGUGGAACUCGCCAGAGCCGUAUUAUCAGGACAUCUUCACGCUGUGGGACCUCUUCCGCUGCGGCACCGCCCUCAUGCACGUUUUGCAGCCCGUGGCCUACGAGGAGCAGAUCCGCUCUCUGAUCGACAUCUGGCGCUUCGAAGGCUACAUGCCCGACGCGCGCUCGUCAAACUACAACGGCCGCACCCAGGGCGGAUCCAACGCGGAUAACGUCCUGGCGGAUGCGUAUGUGAAAGGCGUGCGAGGCGCGGUCAACUGGGAAGACGGGUACCGGGCGAUGGUCAAGGACGCAGAGGUGCCGCCGCCCAACACCGUCCCUCCAGACCCCCAGGCGCCGGACUCGUCGACGAAAGAGGGCCGUGGCGCGCUGCCAGACUGGAAAAAAUACGGCUUCAUCACGCCUACCUACACCCGGGCCGUGUCGCGGGCAGUCGAAUACGCCUACAACGACUUUGGCCUGUACCAGGUGGCGUCGGGGCUGGGCAUCCACGACGACGCGGAGAAGUACCUCAACCGGUCGCGAAACUGGCGCAACCACUGGAAUCCGAACACGACGUCGCUGGGCUUCUCGGGCUUCGUGGUGCCUCGCAACCUGUCCGGGUUCAUCGAGACAGACCCGCUGACGGACAGCGGGUACUGGGGGGAUCCGUACUACGAGGCGAGCUCGUGGGCGUACUCGUGGACCGACAUCCACGACAUGAAGAAGAUCAUCGAGCUGAUGGGCGGCGCGGAGAUGGUCGUGCAACGGCUGAACAUCAUGUUUGAGGAGGGCGCGAGUGGGAGUCCGGGCAUGAUCUUCGACCCGACGAAUGAGCCCAUGUUCAACGUCCCCUAUCUCUACAACUACGUCGACAGACAGGACCUGUCCGUCCUGAAAUCGCGCACCAUCGCCAAAAACUACUACAGCACCAGCGUGUCCGGACUUCCGGGGAACAGCGACGCGGGGGCAAUGCAGACCUGGCUGCUAUGGAACAUGAUCGGGCUGUACCCGGUGACAGGACAGACGACAUUCCUGAUCCACUCGCCGUGGUUCGAGUCGAUGACCAUCGAUCUAGGCGAGGGCAAGAAGUUGCAGAUCACCGCGACGGGCGGCGACGGCAACGGCGACACCGACUUCUACGUCCAGAGUCUCAAGGUCAACGGUCAGCCGUGGACCAAGAAUUGGCUCACCUGGGACGAUGUCUUUGCUCGUGGUGGCACGCUGGAGUUUGAGUUAGGCAGUCAGCCGAUGAAUUGGACGACGGGGCCUGUUCCACCGAGUCCGGCGUCGGAGUAG